Molecule: messenger RNA, 169 nt
Organism: Staurois parvus
Lineage: Eukaryota; Metazoa; Chordata; Amphibia; Anura; Ranidae
Source: the annotation of a GenBank genome assembly
UGUCAGUGGAGGAAUAGUGCCCCAUCAUUAGUGUCAGUGGGAGGAAUAGUGCCCCAUCAUUGGUGUCAGUGGAGGAAUAGUGCCCCAUCAUUAGUGUCAGUGGGAGGAAUUGUACCCCAUCAUUGGUGUCAGUGGGAGGAAUAGCGCCUCAUCGUUGUCAGUGGGCGGA